Symbiodinium pilosum is the source of this 609-nucleotide messenger RNA. The record is from the annotation of a GenBank genome assembly. NCBI's taxonomy places the organism in Eukaryota, Dinophyceae, Suessiales, Symbiodiniaceae.
AUGAGUCCCGAGAUGCAGCAACUUUUUACAAUGCAGCAACAUGUGCUCUUCGGCCCGAAGGCCCCCCUGAAAAGCCUGGACGACGACGAUUUGGUCAUAGGACAAAUCAGCCAGCCCCAAGCCACGGAGGAGUUCCAUUCUUCAACAAGAUGCCUCCUUGCAGUCGACAAGAUCAAGCAUCCAGAGAACAUGGGCCUUCUGCUGAGCAGUGCUGUCGCACUGAAGUUCGACGGAAUUGUGUUCAGUGCUGAAUGCGCGGAUCCAUUCUGCUACAAAGUCCUGGAGGCUUCCCAGGCCGUUGCUUGGACGCUACCUUAUCGCUAUGCCACGGCGCAGCAGCUGGUGGAGCUAUGUGAGAGGCAUGAAUUGCUUCUUUGUGCUGCUCAUACGGAUGGCAAACCUGCAUCUGAAGUGAUGCAAAAUUUGUCCGGACAGCGUGGCUUCUGCCUCGUUGUAGGCAACGAAGCUGAUGGUGUUCAUGCAGGACUUCUGCGAAGCUGCAUGCAGGUAGCACUGCCAAUGUCCGAGCUUAUGGAGUCUCUAAAUGCGGGCGUUGCAGGGGGAAUCCUGAUGCAUGCUUUGACCUGCGCUUGGAUGCAACACUGGUAG